AAGGGUUUUGAUCAAGUAUGUGGUGGUAGAAUUUGAGAGGUGGGAGGGUCUUAAAGAGGGAAGAGGAUGCUGUCUCCAGGGACAGAUAAAGGCGAUAGGGAGGAUGGGGAUUGCAUGUUGAUUGUGUGGUCAUGUAUAAUGGAAGUGGACAGGUGCCUGGUUCAUCCUCUCAUGUAGCAGCCCACUGCCUUACCAUAUGCCCUCUUCUUUCCUAAUCUGGAGAAGAAAUAGAUUUCUGUGCUGACUCCCUUACUUGUAUUUAAGGUCAUUUUUAUUAUUACAGGACUGACAGAUGUCCAAUGCCACUGGGUUAACGUGACACUGACUUCAAGCAACAAUCCGCAUAUUUUUAUUUCUGGAGAUCGAAAACAAGUGAGAUAUCGGUCAAGUACUUGGACAUCAAAUUUUUCAUAUUCCAAUGAUAACUGUCCUUACAGUGGGAUUCUGGGCUCCCCUGGUAUCACAACAGGAAAACAUUACUGGGAGGAAUCUGAGAGAAAGAGGAACCUCAGAAGUCAAGUCAAGCAAAAGCAGGGGAACAGUAGCUAUGGAUUCAGCAAUCCUAGUGAAUGUAAAGGAGGAAGUGACCUGCCCUAUUUGCCUGGAGCUCCUGACAGAACCCCAGAGCCUAGACUGUGGACACAGCUUCUGCCAGUCCUGCAUCACUGCAAACCACUCCAAGUCCACACUAUGCCAAAAAGGGGAGAGCAGCUGCCCCGUGUGCAGAAUCAGAUACCAGCCUGGGAGCCUACGGCCUAAUCGUCAUCUGGCCAAAAUAGUAGAGCGGCUUGAGGAGGCCAACUUGAGUCCAGACAAGGGGCAGAAAGUACACCACUGUGCACACCAUGGAGAGAAACUCCUACUCUUCUGUAAGGAAGAUGGGAAAGUCAUUUGCUGGCUUUGUGAGCGGUCUCAGGAGCAUCGUGGUCACCAGACAUUUCUCACGGGGGAGGUUGUCCAGGAAUACCAAGAGAAGUUCCAGACAGCUCUGAGGGAACUGAUGCAGAAGCAGCAGGAAGUUAAGAAGUGGAAGGCUUACAUCCAUAAAGAGAAAACUUCCUGGAAGAAUCAAACUCAGGUUGAAAAAAAAAGAGUUCGGGCAGAGUUUGCAAAACUGAGAGGCAUCCUAGACUCUGAGGAGAAGAAAGAACUGCAGAAGUUGGAGGAAGAGGAGGAAGAUGUUCUACACAGCCUUGUAGAGUAUGAAAAGGAACUGAUCCAGCAGAGCCAGUUGGUGAAAGAGCUCAUCUCAGAUUUUGAGCAUCGGUUAGAGGGGUCAACAAUAGAGCUGCUGCAGGAUGCAAACGGCAUCAUGAAAAGGAAUGAGACCUUGAUUGUGAACAAGCCAAAAACAUUUCCCAAGAAACAAAGAAGGGUGUUCCGAGCUCCUGAUCUGAGAGGAAUACUGCAAGUGUUCAAAGAGCUGACAGAUGCCCAAUGCUACUGGGCUAAGAUAACAUUUGCUCCAAGCAGCAAUUCAGAUAUUGUCAUUUCUGUGGAUCGAAGACAAAUAAGAUAUAAACGCAAGUGGACAUCAUAUUACGGUAACAAUGAAGAUGAUGGCGUCCUGGGUUCCCCUGGUAUCACAUCAGGAAAACACUACUGGGAGGUAGAUGUGUCCAACAAACGUGACUGGAUCCUGGGAGUAUGUUUGGAAUCAUGUUCCAAGCCCAUUGUACUGGGUGGUAUGAAAAAAGUUGUAAAUUACCAGCCUCAAUAUGGCUACUGGGUUAUAGGGCUUCAGAAUCGAUCUGAAUAUAAAGCGUAUGAAAAUUCUACCUCCCGUGAUCCUUCGAUCUUGACCCUGUCCCUGACAGUUCCUCUUUGUCGUGUUGGGGUUUUCAUAGACUAUGAGGCUGGCACUGUCUCCUUUUUCAAUGUCACAAACCAUGGGUUUCUCAUUUAUAAAUUCUCUUCGUGUUACUUUUCUCAGAAUGUUUUCCCCUAUUUCAACCCUUGCCAAUGUGAAGUUCCCAUGGUUCUGUGCUCUCCAGGGUCCUGAACCGUCUUACGCCCUCACCCACUUCUGUGCAGAGCUCAUGCCCUGGGUGCAGUUCAUGCGCCUGAGCUCAUCUGCACCAUGGUGAGCAUCUUUUCUGUGCCAUCCCCCUUCUUUCCUCUUGAAUGUCCUAGUCGAAUUAAGAUGUGCAAAUUGGCUCGUACCAUAUUCUUUCCAAUAUUUUAUUUGCACCUAGGAGAGAUUUUUUUCCUUACCAUUUCUCAGGUUCCCAAGGAAAAAUUACUGAUCCCUCAUAAAAAGAAAAAAUUAAAUUAAGAAGGACUACAAUUGUUGUAGCACCUCUGCCAAGUCUUUAAAAUCCAAAUCCUUAUAGAUACUGAUGAAGGGGAUGAAGGAAAGAUUGUAACAACUUCUGCAUUAGGAAAGACCAAAUAUAGAAGUCACUCAUUAUAAAAUGAGUCCUCAGCAGUAUGUCAAUUGACUUAUCAUGCCUCCUGUUUCAAUUUACUAAUCAUGCCUCCUGUUUAUCAAAACCUUAGGGGGAAAAAGCAUAAGUAAUAGGUACUAAGAAUAGAGGUUUUCGUUCCAGAGUGUCUGAGUUCCAGUCCUAUCUUUUUUACAUACUGGAAACUGGGGAAAUCAAACUAUAAUUUUAGCAGAGUAAUCUUAAGUAACACACAAAUGUCUGUUUUUAUUUCCUUAAAUUAAUUUUGGUAUAAAAUUUAUCUAAUACUUUGGAUCAUUGUGAGAAAAUCAAUCCAUUAAGUAUAAAAUAACUUUUGAAGUAUCUCAAUUUAAUCAUAACCAUUUGCUGGUCUAAUUAAUAAAAAAUGUAAAAUGCGUCCGUGUCCUAUGGUACAGAAUUUGUGUUCAGAGGGCGUAAGUUCCACUUUACUGAAUUCUCAUCUUCU
Messenger RNA from Tupaia belangeri chinensis (Chinese tree shrew), 2871 nucleotides. RefSeq names its product tripartite motif-containing protein 5-like. Gene Ontology annotation, molecular function: zinc ion binding; protein binding. The record is from RefSeq and is a predicted model, not a curated record. Bases 419 to 2002 code for a protein of 527 amino acids. The transcript is spliced from 9 exons. Lineage: Eukaryota; Metazoa; Chordata; Mammalia; Scandentia; Tupaiidae.